AACCAUGUUCGUUCGGACGAGAUCAUGCGACCGUGCAAACGCAAACGCAAACACUACGAACCAAAAACAGUUGAGCAGAACAGCAAUGUGCAUGGAUUUUAUGACGACAAGAACACGUUUACGAGGAUGUCCGAGCCCACUCUGUCGCAUGGGGGCACCGAAAGACGAAAGCCCAUCAAUGGAUAUUGGGCUAACGGGGCAGCAUUCUCUGCGAAAUCCGACUGGUGAAGCGAAGGAAAGCAGCGGCAGCAGCAGAAGAAGAAGAAGGAAGAAGAAGAAAGAAGAAGAAGACGACGAUACCCAUCAAUGGGUAUUGGGCUAUCGCGCAACAUUCACUGCGAAAUCAGAUUGGUGAAGUGAAGGAAAGCAGCAGCAGCAGCAGCGGAAGAAGCAGAAGAAGAGGAGGAGGAGGAGGAGGAGCAAGACCCAAUGGCGCAGGUGCUCAAGUUAGCCCUACCCCGGCCGAACUCGGCCUCGGCUCGCCCCGACGCGCCUCCUACUCGGCCUCGCGACCUCCGUCGCUGGGCUUCGCUUCGGCGGAGCCUCAGGUGCAACGGCAGGUUCUCCUGCCUCUUCUCCGACAAUCGCAGAGAGGAACAAGCUAGAAAAGCUUUAGAAAGUGCACUCGGGGGAAAGAAGAGUGAGUUUGAGAAAUGGGAUAAAGAGAUCAAGAGGAGAGAAGAGGUGGGAGGAGGUGGUGAUGCUGGUGGAGGUGGUUGGUUUGGAUGGGGCAGAAGAUUUGGUUGGUCCAAUGGUGAUAAUUUCUGGCAAGAAGCAAAGCAGACUAGUUUGGCUGUUUUAGGUAUCAUUCUCAUGUUUCUCUUUAUUGCAAAAGGAGAGGUCAUGCUUGCAAUGGUCUUGAAUCCGCUGCUGUUUGCGUUGCGAGGAACGAGAAAUGCGUUAACUUUUGUUACUACAAAGAUCUUGAGAUUAUCCCCAAGUGGUCCCGCUGAUUUUGAUGCGUUACCAAAGAAAGAAAAUAGUAGACGUGUCUCUGCUAAAGAAGAAGUAUUGAGAAAAUGGGGAAGUGCUUGAUUUUCUUUUCAUCUUGUACGAAGAAUGAUCUUGUGAUUCUUUGCUAUGGCUCUCACCCCACCAUAAUUUUGUCAUAGAUUUGCUUAUCCAAAGGCCUCAAAUUGUGGAAAAAAGCUGCUGUGUAGCUUUUUCUCGAAUUCGUGUUGGAUUCGAAUUUGGUGGAGGGAAACCGAAGGGUGUUUCGCAUGUUCCUUGAAAGGCUUCUUCGAUGAAGACCUGUUAUUCUUCCUUCUCACCAUGAAAUCACUGGAUACCUGCGCACUGGACAUGGUAGUGCAACUACUUUCUCGAAUAGUAAUACUCGGGUACAAGCUCAAAUUGUUAAUUGAAUUGCUUGAUUUUUGUUUUGGCAAGUCUUUCUAAUUUUAAGAGAAGUCUCCUGUGCUUGAUUUUUCUAGUUUCAGCAAACACAGAUUGUUUGAGCUUCAUGAUAAGAGAAUCCAAAUCUUUUCGAUGUA
This is a messenger RNA of Syzygium oleosum, 1493 nucleotides long. RefSeq lists its product as uncharacterized. NCBI's taxonomy places the organism in Eukaryota, Viridiplantae, Streptophyta, Magnoliopsida, Myrtales, Myrtaceae. The coding region runs from base 430 to 1035 and encodes 201 amino acids. The transcript has 3 exons. The record is from RefSeq and is a predicted model, not a curated record.